AUGUCUCCCACAAUCCUCAUCGCUGGUGCCACAGGCAACACUGGCCGAAACACUACCGAAACCCUGUCACGAUUUAUCGAUUCCAAGAGCUUUCUCUCUGGCUACAAGAUCCUCGCCCUCACCCGUUCCGCCAACGGAGAUGCAGCCAAGCAGUUGUCCAAGCUGCCAAACGUCGAGGUCGUGGAGAUGGCCUGGACAGAGGUAACAGCCGAUUGGCUUCGCAAAAACAAUGUCGUCAGGGCAUUUAUAGCAUCACACGUGCUGCCAACCCAGUUUUCCGAAGAGUCAACAUUCCAUGUUGCCGCUCUCAAAGCAGGCGUCAAGUAUGUCGUUCGCAUCUCGACCACGGCUGCAAACGUGCGCCCUGACAGUCUGGCGUACUACUCACGAACACACUGGGCGAUCGAAAGCUUGCUGGCCUCGCCAGAGUUUAGUGCUAUGCAGUGGACUUCGCUGCAGCCCAAUGCCUUCACUCCGCUCUUCCUCAACACUGGGGUGCAGUUCGUCAAAGAUUUCCGAGAGACCGGAAAGCAGGGUAUUCUGAGGCUAAUGUCAAACGAGGAUGCGCCUGUCGCUCCUAUUGAUGCUAACGAGGUCGGGGCUAUCGCCGCUCACUUGUUGGCCGAGGAGGAUCCAAGCCGACACAACAAGGCAAAGUACGUCUUGAACGGACCAGAGGACAUCACCGGCAAGCAGGUUGUCGAAUUGGUUGAACAAGCCAUUGGCACCAAGGUCGAAAACGUUGUUUAUAAGGAUACGUCUUUUAUUGAUCACAUGGUUAUGGCGGCACCUUCAGAAUUUCAGUCUAUUAUGAAGUCGAUUGUGCACUCUUUGGAUGCGAGCUGGGAAGGAAAGUGUUCGACCUCGACGACGAGCAAGGAGAUGCUGGAGUUGGAUCUACUGAAGCUCACGCCUGCUGAGGCGUUCAAGGCUUUCAUCCAGUAG
Fusarium keratoplasticum is the source of this 945-nucleotide messenger RNA. RefSeq names its product NmrA domain-containing protein. Lineage: Eukaryota; Fungi; Ascomycota; Sordariomycetes; Hypocreales; Nectriaceae. Bases 1 to 945 code for a protein of 314 amino acids. The transcript has a single exon. The record is from RefSeq and is a predicted model, not a curated record.